AUGGCGCCUGAGGCCUCGAGAACAACGGCGGAGGAUGACGAUGCCUUUCCCUAUAGACAGCUGGCCGUUCUAGCCAUCUGCCGGCUGGCUGAGCCCAUCGCUUUCACUUCCAUUACCGCAUACACGUUUGUAAUGGUACAGGACAUAAAAGGCGAUGAGGAUGCAUCAUUUUAUGCCGGUCUGCUCAUUUCCGCCUUCGCCAUGGCCGAAGCGUCUACCGCCAUGAUCUGGGGCAGCAUCUCAGAUCGCUACGGCAGGAAACCCAUCAUUCUUGUCGCUCUUGCGGGAACCGCUCUUUCCAGCUUGAUCUUUGGAUUCGCAAAGAAGUAUUGGGUUGCGUUACUGGCUAGGGUAAUUGGCGGUGCUCUUAACGGGAAUGUCGCUGUCAUGCAGACUAUGGUCGCCGAAAUGAUCAAGAAUCCCGAUCAUGAACCCGCCGCAUACUCUGUCCAGCCAUUCAUGUGGAGUUUGGGAUCGAUCGUCGGAUCGGCUUUAGGAGGUUUCACCGCCCAGCCCGCCAAAUUUUAUCCUCACGUAUUCGACCCGAAUGGCAUCUUUGGCGAAUAUCCCUACCUCCUGCCCAACAUUGUCUCCGUGGUUGCCAUUGUAAUUGCCAUGAUUCAGGGCUGGAUACUUCUAGAGGAGACCAACCCGGCUGCGAAGUCCCUGUGGCCUGCAUCGAUGUCAAGGACGAGUGACAGCCACAUCGUCGACGAGAGAACGCCGCUCGCUCAACGCAGAGACCGACGAGAAUCAAACCUCACAGCAUUCUCCGUGGGCGGGGGUAGCAUCGCGUACGCAGUCAGCUCUGCACCCUUGCCAAAUGACCCGUCCUUCGACCUCAGACGACGCUCAAUUGCGUCCAUCACGUCCUUCAAACCAUUACAUCACACCAUGACGCCAACGGUCGAUGUUGUCAUUGAGGACGACGAAUUCCAGGCUCCUAAAUCCGACUCAAUCAAGGCUUUCAACAAGGGCGUCAUCUUCUGGACUGUUGCCCUUGUCCUCAUGUGUUACCACCAGAUGGCGUUCUAUGCGCUGUUCCCAAUCUAUCUCCUAGACGAUCCACGACAACCACCCCAGCACCUCGACUUGGUGGGAGGCCUAGGGCUAACGCUUCCGACUGUCGGCGUGUUUCUGGCAGCCAAUAGUGUCCUUUCGCUAUUCGUCCAGGGUGUCAUCUUUCCGAUCUACGUUUCCAAAUUCGGCGUCUGGAAGGCCGCACUGUCUCUCACUAUCGUCGCUCCGAUAGCGCACCUUUUGGUCCCUUUUGUUACGAUGCUGCCGAAUCCAGGAAUCGGGAUGUGCGUGUUACUUGCGCUGCAGAGCUGCACCGCCAUCAUCAUAUAUCCGAGUCUGUUAAUUCUGUUGAAGAACGCGACUGAGUCGCCCCUCGUGCUGGGCAGGGUCAACGGACUGGCCAUGUCAGCCUGUUCAGCAGCCAGAACCGUAGCGCCGCCCCUCGUGGGCAUAUUUUACAGCGGUCUAGGCUCGGCUGGAGCGUGGUGGAGUUCUGCGGUAAUAGCGAUUGCGGCUAUCAUCGAGCUUUUCUUCGCUCCACGACCCAAAGAGGAUGACGCUACGAUCAUGCGUCGAGCUUCCAUGGCUGUGGAAGUUGCACCUACCAUCAAUGGUGCGAGUGAUUGA
This is a messenger RNA of Exophiala viscosa, 1647 nucleotides long. Its product is annotated as major facilitator superfamily domain-containing protein. Bases 1 to 1647 code for a protein of 548 amino acids. Lineage: Eukaryota; Fungi; Ascomycota; Eurotiomycetes; Chaetothyriales; Herpotrichiellaceae. The record is from RefSeq and is a predicted model, not a curated record. Gene Ontology annotation, molecular function: transmembrane transporter activity. The transcript has 3 exons. Gene Ontology annotation, biological process: transmembrane transport.